This is a messenger RNA of Cuscuta europaea, 826 nucleotides long. The record is from the annotation of a GenBank genome assembly. NCBI's taxonomy places the organism in Eukaryota, Viridiplantae, Streptophyta, Magnoliopsida, Solanales, Convolvulaceae.
CGACACAUCUCUUCUCUCUCCUCCCCCAUCAUUCAUAUCUUCUUUUUUUCUGCCGACCCAUCUCUUCUCUCCCAUCCCUCUCCCUCAAUCAUUCACCUUCUCUCCUCCAUUCUCUGCAUCUAAUUUUUUCAAGGUUCCAGCAGAUUUAGAUCCCAACCGAACUAAGCAGAAGAGCAAUGGUCAUGGAAAUAUGCUAGAGGCGAAGCUAGAAACGAGAGCUAGAGGGGCAGCAUUAAAAUAUAUCCUAUACAUCUACUUUGAAAAUUCCGGCAAAGAGGGCGCUGGCACCGGUUGCCCCGACAAGCCCCGGCCUGAUAGCAAUCUAGCAAAUUAGAGACCUGCAACCAACUGGCCGGAAUGCGGUGGUGGGAGCGCAGCGGCUCAAGAAGAUGCAAGCUGCAGACGGCGGCAGUAGCGGCGGUGGCGGCCAGCGCUGGAGACGGCGGCAGUGGCGGCGGCGGUGGCCGACGCUGGAGACAGCACCGCCGUCGGAGAUGAUGGUGGUUCGGCACUGGAUCUUGUUCUCGCAUGUGGACUGCAUCUCUUUAAUUUUUUUUAAUUUUUUUUGUUCUUUGAAAUGCAGAGGAUUAAUUACUUCAGAUUUGUUCGGCACUGGAUCUUGUUUGAUACUUCUAUUAUUAAUUAAAAAGUCAGAUAUGUUCAUUAAGGGUAGUUUUGUCAAAACAAAUCUUUUUACUCCUAUGAAACAUUAAGGUCCUAUUGAUUGCAUUUUUAUCCUCUUUUAGUCCUAGUUAGGGGAUUAUCUCUUUCUUUUGUAAGAAAUAAUUUUUUACAUAAUACAUAUUAGUGAUUGAAUUACUUUAGA